Molecule: messenger RNA, 297 nt
Organism: Carassius gibelio (silver crucian carp)
Lineage: Eukaryota; Metazoa; Chordata; Actinopteri; Cypriniformes; Cyprinidae
Source: the annotation of a RefSeq genome assembly
AUGACACCCGUACAUUUUAGCUUUAGCUCAGCAUUCAUCUUAGGCCUAAUAGGACUGGCAUUUCACCGGACCCACCUACUCUCCGCACUCUUAUGUUUAGAAGGAAUAAUAUUAUCCCUAUUUAUUGCACUGGCCCUAUGAGCCCUACAAUUUGAAUCUACAGGAUUUUCAACAGCCCCCAUAUUACUUUUGGCCUUCUCUGCUUGCGAAGCUAGCACUGGCCUAGCCCUACUAGUUGCCACUGCUCGUACCCACGGCACUGACCGACUACAAAACCUCAAUCUUCUACAAUGCUAA